This is a messenger RNA of Lactuca virosa, 957 nucleotides long. NCBI's taxonomy places the organism in Eukaryota, Viridiplantae, Streptophyta, Magnoliopsida, Asterales, Asteraceae. The record is from the annotation of a GenBank genome assembly.
GUAUCAACAAAUUCAAGUUCAACCAAAACUCAAAGGCAAAACAGAAAGCAAUGAAGACUGCUCCACAAGUAAUCUUGAUCUUCGACAAAGCCCUCGCCACCGCCAUCACCGGCGGCCUUCAACCAAACGCCAACUCUCCUCUUCAAAUUUCAACAGAGUCUUUCGAUCUGUCACUAGCUCGAUAUGGAAUCACCGGUGUCAGAGCUUCCGGAAACAUCACUCACUUCGUUGAUAGCAAUAGAGUUCCUCAAGUUUCCAUUUUGGUUAUGCAAAAGUACGAAUCUCCUGUAUUGGCGUGUGCCAUUAGUGAAGUAUUGUCAUCAUUAGCAGGAGAAGACAAGUCAAACAUGCCUUCAUUGAUCCUUCCCUUCAUUCUAGACUCAUCAAAGAUUAAACUGGAAAGAAAAAACUCACCAGAUGAAUCUGUUUAUGGCAUCCAAAUCGGUCCACAAACUGACAUGAUGCAAACCCUAGCUACCAGACAUGAAAAGGCACCCUCAUCGAUGCAGAUUCACCAUGAACAGCUAUCUUGUGUUCUUCAAUUGGUCCGUGUCUUGAAGACACCAGCAUUCAUUCUGAUUGGGCAAAUUGGUCAACAUAAAAGUACAACAAAUGACCUUGAGGUGAUUUGUAAAAUAGGAGAAACUUUGGCUAGUGUUUCCUCCUUGCAAUUUGUGAAAGAAAACAUAACAUGGAAUCCAAAUAAGGUGUCAAAAGAACAUGAAAAAGAGCCAUGGCGUGCUUUAUAUGGUUGAAAUCAGGUUUCUUGUCACACUGAGAUGUUCAUGUGUAGUCCAUUUUAUGCAUUUCCAUUUGUAGUUUUUGUUUCAUAUUGACAUUAGAAAAGUAACAAUGGUUAUAUGCUACAUUUUGUUGUAUGUUCACUAUUGUCAAUUUGUCAUCAUAAUUGGGAAUUAGAAACAAUGAUGAUCAGAAUUUUGCUAAUUUCUCAAUGAG